GCCAGCGUGGUUCGACAACAUUCACCCUCUCUUGCACACAUCGGUGACCCUGUCUUACUGUCGAACUUCACACUCACCACGCCUUCUUCUCAGUUGGUGCACUAUAUUGUCCUGACCACUUUCCUCAUCCCCUCGCACUCACUGGUCUUGUGUCACGAAUUCUCUCGUGGACAGAUCUUUGUAGCGUAGGAUCACCAAUCAUACCCGUCCUUGAGCUUGGCAGCCAAGAUUCCACCUUCCUAUCAACUCAUCGUUAUAACUAUGAUGAGUGUAGUCUCAGCUCCGUCAGCGGCCCAUGGGUCUGUACGGCGCAAGCCUCAGUUUACAUACCCAUCACCUACUGCCCAUGUCACCUCAUUACGCAUCGAGGUCUCCGCCACCGUGACCUCCACAGGGAAGCUCUCCUCUCGGCAAGUACGUCCGAACGUGGCCAAGGUAUCUUCCUCCUCCACCAGCCCAGCAUCUGCCGCUUCUACAUCUACGCCUCUCAAUGACAAACUCGAGAAGCGAAACAAGACGCUUAUGGGUCCACCUCUCCCCCUUUAUCAUCCCCUUGGUCGACUCGCGACUUCUUUGCCGGAUUUGGAUCCAACCGCGUUCGGGUUGCCUGUUCAUCCGAAUAUGAGCGAUGACCCAUCGCGUCGCUUCCCUAGUCAUUCGCGUCGACCAGCUUCAAGGCUUCGCGACGUAGCUGAGGACGAGGGUUCCUCUCAGGUUGUCGACGCGGUGCCAGUGGAGUCCUUUGAACUGAAAGACAAGCCCAGUCCUCGCAAGAGGCGCGCUGCCGGCGGUGCUGCUGCGAAGCGAAAGCGCAAAGACGUAGACGACGGCGAUGCGACGUAUCCUGCAAAGCGUUCUCGCAAUCCUCGCGCGGCCGCGAGUGCCCAUGCCAAUCAAACCCCGGUGUCCGAGGCAUCUCCGCCUAAUUCCGCCAAUCGUCCAGCCUCACCCCCUGACGACGACGCGGACGGCGCGGACGGCGCGGACGAUAAUAAAAAACCGGAACGGAGAACCACCAGAUCACGUGCCAACCUCGCGCGCCGAGAUUCCGUCGGGAGCGACGCGACCGUCACAUCCGCCUCGGUCUCAAUUGCUGCCACAACCACUCUACUCGACUAUGGGAUUGACGGAAGCCAGCCACCUACCUCGAGCCUUGCAGAAGGUGACGCAGGUAUCGACGAUACUGCGAAAUCGAUUGCCCAAUCUACGGGUGACAUCACCACGAAGGAAUAGCCUCUUCUGUAUCCCCUUCGGCAGCGGCAUCACCUCAAAUGUAUCCUUGUAUUAUUUCUAGUACCCGCUUCCGGCUCCCUUUUUGUAGUGUUUCGCUCCUGUCUAUAUCACGAUAUCCCCCUCACCGUCAGCACUAUGUAUCCUCUACGACAUUGAUCAACUGCCGUUCAGUAACUUAUAACUAUGCAGUUCGUAUUUAUUCUUGGCUUGGAUACGCACUACCUUGGUUGGCUGCAAUGAAAGAGAAGUUCA
Messenger RNA from Coniophora puteana RWD-64-598 SS2, 1485 nucleotides. RefSeq lists its product as uncharacterized. Bases 262 to 1233 code for a protein of 323 amino acids. The record is from RefSeq and is a predicted model, not a curated record. Lineage: Eukaryota; Fungi; Basidiomycota; Agaricomycetes; Boletales; Coniophoraceae. The transcript has 2 exons.